Molecule: messenger RNA, 2501 nt
Organism: Stegostoma tigrinum
Lineage: Eukaryota; Metazoa; Chordata; Chondrichthyes; Orectolobiformes; Stegostomatidae
Product: ubiquilin-4-like
Exons: 13
Coding region: 1-2073 (690 amino acids)
Biological process (GO): ubiquitin-dependent protein catabolic process
Cellular component (GO): cytosol
Molecular function (GO): polyubiquitin modification-dependent protein binding
Source: RefSeq, a predicted model, not a curated record
AUGGAAAGGGUUCAGACUCACUUCUGCGUGAAGGUAAAUGCCGCUGAGGCUCAUGUUGUUGCAUUGGCCAACUGGAACGGUUUUGUGUUGGAUAAUUGCGGUGUCAAUCCACUUGAAGCUGUGCAAUCCCAGAAUGUCUCCUUACAGACUUGGCUUGUGCCUGGAGAGAUUGUUUUGAAUGGGAGGUCUGCUGACUUGCCCGACCCAGUGAAAGUGCACCACCAACAAUCUGGUGCUGAUGUCUCCAAUGAUCAGCCAGGCAGCAAAGCUGAACAGUGUAAUCUCCUUUGCACACCACUGAAAAGUUGGUUGGGGUUUACCUCGAAGCCAGAAAGCUGUUCGAAGCCUGAACCAGCAGCUCGAAAAAAUCCAGGCCAGAGGUCUCAGCAGUUUAAAAAUGAAAUCUCCAAACGAUUCAAAGCUAAACAGGAGCAGUUGGUUCUCAUAUUUGCAGGGAAGAUACUGAAGGAUGGAGAUACACUCAACCAGCAUGGCAUUAAAGACGGACUAACUGUGCAUCUUGUAAUAAAGACAGCUCAGAGGCUUCAGGAUCCCAGCACACAACCCUCUACGUCAUCCAGUGCCCCCAGCACCGAGGAGACCAGCACGAGACCGGAACCCCCCACAGGCACUGUCACCAGCACGAGCAGUGUGCCUAGCACUGCAACCCCAACAGGAACGUCUACCUCCUCCCCGUCUGUAUUAUCUGGUUUCGGUGGUAUCCCGGGCCUCGGGAGCCUGGGUAUGGGCUCGGCAAAUUUCAUGGAGCUGCAGCAGCAGAUGCAGCGGCAGCUCAUGUCGAACCCAGACAUGCUAGCACAGAUCAUGGAGAACCCUUUUGUACAGAACAUGAUGUCGAACCCCGACCUGAUGAGGCAGAUGAUCAUGGCCAACCCGCAGAUGCAGCAGCUGAUGGAGAGGAACCCAGAGAUCAGCCACAUGUUGAACAACCCCGAGCUUAUGAGACAGACGAUGGAGCUAGCCCGCAACCCAGCCAUGAUGCAGGAGAUGAUGAGGAAUCAGGAUCGGGCGCUCAGCAACCUCGAGAGCAUCCCCGGUGGCUACAACGCCCUGCGACGCAUGUACACUGACAUUCAGGAGCCCAUGUUCAGUGCAGCCAGAGAACAGUUUGGCGGUAAUCCGUUCACUGCAUUGGGAGGAGGCUCCGACAGCAACGCCCAACCGUCCCGAACUGAGAACAGGGAGCCCUUACCGAAUCCCUGGGUCCCAACGUCACCAGCCUCCCCGGCUCCCGGCUCAGGUAGUGAGGGAGGGAACAGCACAAACCAGACGACACAGCCUGUAUCGAACCCCUUUGGUAUUAACGCUGGAACCCUUGGGAACGGAAUGUUCAACAGCCCGGGGAUGCAGAGCCUAAUGCAACAGAUCUCGGAGAACCCGCAGCUAAUACAGAACAUGCUGUCGGCACCGUACAUGAGGAGCAUGAUGCAGUCCCUGUCCCAGAAUCCUGACCUCGCCUCACAGAUCUUGAUGAAUAACCCCUUGUUUGCUGGCAACACACAGCUGCAGGAUCAGCUCCGUCUCCAGAUGCCUGUAUUCUUGCAGCAGAUGCAGAAUCCUGAUGUGUUGUCGGUGAUGACCAACCCCAGGGCCAUGCAGGCUUUGCUCCAGAUCCAACAGGGACUGCAGACGCUGCAGAACGAAGCACCAGGACUCCUGCCAGGGUUCAGUCCUGCUGCUCCUGGUUCCGUCGGCGGAGUCGGUGGACUUGGAAGUCUUGGCAGUGGCUCGACGCCCACGACGACGGCGGCAUCGUCAGCGGCACCCACCACGCAGAGCACCAACAUCAACACCAGUCCUGAGAGCCCGGCAUCUGUGGGCCCUGGGAUUGGGGCCAGCAACCCACAGCAGCAGUUGAUGCAGCAGAUGUUGCAGAUGUUAGCAGGGGCUAACACUCAAGUACAAAACCCUGAAGUGCGAUUUCAGCAGCAACUGGAGCAACUCAGCGCGAUGGGUUUCAUUAACCGUGAGGCCAACCUUCAGGCACUCAUAGCCACCGGAGGUGACAUAAACGCUGCUAUCGAGAGACUUCUGGGCUCGCAGCCCUCUUAAACACGGGAGGAAGAGCCCCCCGCCUCUGGCGUUCCCACCAUUUUAUUUUAUUCUGCAGCGGGAGAGCAGGCUCCUCAGGAGGAUAGUAAACUGACAUUUUCAGUCAGUGAUACAAAACACGCACGGGGGGAAAAAAAAACAAACAGCUCGUUCGAAACUCAUCUUCACCCCUUUACAGUACGUAUCGUCCAGUGCUUUAAUUGAAAACAACACUGUUUGUCCUGUUGACUUGUAAAAAAAAAAGGAAAAGACAUGCACACACACAGACAUACACACACUGACGCUGUACAGCAUUUGUUGGCCUGGUUUUCGCCCCCCCCGCCCGUCUCCCACUUUGCUUCUGUGUUCUGUAUUUGCUAUCAGAGCCUGGAUCCAGUGGUUUAAAAAAAUCAAAAUGUGAACAUAGCAUAAAAAAAAAUUGCUAAUGG